Messenger RNA from Schistosoma turkestanicum, 918 nucleotides. Lineage: Eukaryota; Metazoa; Platyhelminthes; Trematoda; Strigeidida; Schistosomatidae. The record is from the annotation of a GenBank genome assembly.
ACCAAAUCGUGUCUCCGAAUACCAGUUGGUCAUAAUAUCGUCAUUGCAUUAUUUCUCACUCUUGUUCAUUUCUGUUUUUAAGAAAAUAAAUGCAUCAUACUUGCUCACUGAGUCGUCUCACUUUUUCUAAUUGUUCUUUCCUCUGCGAGAUGACUUCGCAUGCAUCACACUCCCACAGCACUCAAGGUCCCUUCAGGCUAAACGCAAACUUAAUAAGGCCUGAAGUUACAGAGUUUCCUGUUCAGGUUGUAUUUAUCCAUUCAGAAUCACUUUCGUCUCAUGUACGAUCGUUUUAUGAUAUAUCCAUAAUAAAAAUCAUGUGGAUAGUCAUUAGACCUCAAAGCAACGUGCCGUAAAAUAUUUCAACAUAUUCAUUUGUCCUGGUUGCUAAUUCAUGGGCCGAAAGGGUGUUCGCAACGCUCGCUACAAAGUUAAAAAUCGCACAAGAGAUAUUGACCAGAUAUCUCAUGACCUCAAAGAAGAAAAUUUUUCUAAACGAGUUAUUGAAGCUACAGAACCAGAUGAAGAUAAACCCGGUCUUGGUCAGUUUUUUUGUAUCUUUUGCGACAAGUAUUUUAUUGAUCAAAACACUCUUGAUCUUCACAAAAAGCAGAAACCUCAUAAACGAAGGUUAAAGUCUCUAGAAGAACCUCCACAUACACAAGAAGAUGCAGAUUGUGCUGCUGGACUUCUAAAGGAUGACUACAAAAUACCUUCGAAAAAGCUAUGCAUAUCAUCUGAUUUGUACCAACAGAGCAUUCAUUCAAUGCCAACUGUUUCAUAUACUUAUGUAGAAUAAAAAUUCUUAUUGCCAAAUCAUGAUUUUCAUACUGUAUAGUAUCUUUCUUUGUGGUAAUUUUUGUUGUACAUAUAUGUAAUUUUGGAAUUUUAUUUUAAAUAAAGAAAUGGAGAUUUAGA